AUGAGCUCCCACAUGGCUGUUGCCACUAAGGAGCGACCUGCCCACAUGAGGCAGAUCAAAAUGGACUUCUGGGAUGGCAUGGAGCACACCUUCAUGAUGUCCAGCAUCAGCGCCAAAGUGCGAACAGCCAUCUGGGAUGCGGUGGCCGAAUACAUCCAAGAACAACUGCUGCUGCGGAAGGGGGUCCAAAUUCCCUCUGUUGGCUCCUUUGAUGUGAUCCCCACAUGCAUCCAGGCUGGGGAUGAGGUGGUGAUUGUCCAGAGGCCCGUGUUUCGGCUGGCCAGGAACCUCGUGGUUGUCCACAGCCUCAGGGACAACAAAGACUACCUGCCUGGCCAUAAGGAGCUGGAGCCCCUGAAAUAUGCCAGGGUGGCCAAGGCUGCUUCUGUGUCCCGGCAGAAAGUGGAGAACUGCAUUCAAGGCACCAUGUCUCUCCUCUCUCACUGCCUGGGAAAGGGGGAGAACGUUGCCCUUGUCCUGAGGGACGUGGGCGUGCUCCUCAUCGAAGGCACGAGGGUACAAAUGAAGUUCUACCUCAGCUUCUUGGAGAGGAUGUCUGGGAAGGAGAACUUUGAGAAAGCUACUUUUAAGGUCCCCCAGCUGCUGGACAUGGUGGUGUCCCCAGUGGUACCUCUGGCCUCUCUGACAUUUUCUGGCCGUCUCAUCAUCUUUCCUGAGUUUGAAAUGUAUGUUGUGCGCAAACCACCACCAAGGAACCCUCCCAGGAGAAACGUUGCUGGUGAGGACAAGGAGAAGAAAGAAGAAGUUUUGCCAGGUCUCAACCAGGACAGAAAAGCGGCAUUUCCUGAACUGUCCUUGCUUGCCUGUUCGACAUUGACUCAAAGUGAAGCCCCACAGCUCCAGGACAUAAAGGAGACGGAGAACAGGGUGAAGUCUUGGCUCAGGCAGCUGCCAGAGAUCCCAGAGCACUCCCCUGGGAAAAAGCAACCUGCGACCAGCACACCCAAGGGCAAAGCCAAGCUCAAAGGCCAAGCGUCGAAGCAGGGCCAAGCGUCGAAGCAGGGCCAAGCGUUGAAGCAGGGCCAAGCGUCGAAGCAGGGCUGA
Molecule: messenger RNA, 1065 nt
Organism: Grus americana (Whooping crane)
Lineage: Eukaryota; Metazoa; Chordata; Aves; Gruiformes; Gruidae
Product: coiled-coil domain-containing protein 81-like
Exons: 8
Coding region: 1-1065 (354 amino acids)
Cellular component (GO): centrosome
Source: RefSeq, a predicted model, not a curated record